This is a messenger RNA of Choloepus didactylus (southern two-toed sloth), 5341 nucleotides long. RefSeq names its product dystroglycan 1 (gene DAG1). Gene Ontology annotation, cellular component: sarcolemma; dystroglycan complex; basement membrane. Gene Ontology annotation, molecular function: laminin binding; calcium ion binding. Bases 257 to 2938 code for a protein of 893 amino acids. The record is from RefSeq and is a predicted model, not a curated record. The transcript has 3 exons. Lineage: Eukaryota; Metazoa; Chordata; Mammalia; Pilosa; Megalonychidae. Gene Ontology annotation, biological process: nerve development; axon guidance; muscle attachment.
GCGCGACGCGGUGCUCGCGCUCCUCGGGCUCGGCGGCAGCGGCGGCGGCUUCGCGCCGAGUCCCCGGGGAGCGGCGGCGGCGUUCUGCGGCUGGGAGGAGUGGGCACCUGCCGCGGCUCGCGCGCGGGCGCUCGGCUGUGGGUGCCCUGGGAUGGAGCAGGUGUGCAGAGGGUGAGGAUCCAGCUCUGGAACGACAUCACUCCCUUUCUUCCUUAGCAAGACUGUCAGCUUGAGCGGACUUGGGCCUGUAAGGAGGAUGUCUGUGUGCCUUGCACUGCUGUCCCCUCUUUGGGGGAGGACUUUUCUCCUUCUGCUUUUGGUGGCCGUGGCUCAGACCCGCUGGCCCAGUGAAGCCUCGGAGGCCAUCAGGGACUGGGAGAACCAGCUUGAGGCGUCCAUGCACUCAGUGCUCUCAGACUUCCAUGAGGCUGUUCCCACAGUGGUUGGUAUUCCUGAUGGUAUGGCUGUCGUUGGGCGCUCAUUUCGAGUGACCAUUCCAACAGAUUUAAUUGCCUCCAAUGGAGAAGUCAUCAAGGUAUUGGCGGCUGGGAAAGAGGCCUUGCCAUCCUGGCUGCACUGGGACCCACAGAGCCGUGCCCUGGAGGGCCUCCCUCUUGACACCGACAAGGGUGUGCACUACAUCUCGGUGAGUGCUGCACGGCUGGGGGCCAAUGGGAGCCAUGUCCCUCAGACUUCUAGCGUGUUCUCUAUCGAGGUCUAUCCUGAAGACCACAAUGAGCCACAGUCCUUGCGGGCAGCUUCACCAGAUCCUGGUGAGGUGGUAUCAUCUGCCUGUGCUGCUGACGAGCCUGUGACUGUUCUGACAGUGAUUCUAGAUGCCGACCUCACCAAGAUGACCCCAAAGCAAAGGAUCGACCUCCUGCAUAGGAUGCAGAGUUUUUCGGAAGUAGAACUUCACAAUAUGAAGUUGGUGCCAGUGGUGAAUAAUAGACUGUUUGACAUGUCGGCCUUCAUGGCUGGCCCAGGAAAUGCAAAAAAGGUAGUAGAGAAUGGAGCCCUGCUCUCUUGGAGGCUGGGCUGCUCCUUGAACCAGAACAGUGUGCCUGACAUCCGUGGUGUAGAGGUCCCUGCCAGGGAGGGUGCCAUGUCAGCCCAGCUUGGCUACCCUGUGGUGGGCUGGCACAUUGCCAACAAGAAGCCCCCUCUCCCCAAACGGAUCCGGAGGCAGAUCCAUGCCACACCCACACCAGUCACUGCCAUUGGGCCCCCAACCACAGCCAUCCAGGAGCCACCAUCCAGGAUCGUACCCACCCCAACAUCUCCAGCCAUUGCUCCUCCAACAGAGACCAUGGCUCCUCCAGUUAGGGAUCCCGUCCCCGGAAAGCCCACAGUCACCACCCGGACUCGUGGUGCUAUCAUUCAGACCCCAACCCUAGGCCCGAUUCAGCCCACUCGGGUGUCAGAAAUUGGCACCACGGUUUCUGGCCAGAUCCGACCAACGAUGACCAUUCCUGGCUAUGUGGAACCCACAGCAGUUGUUACCCCUCCCACAGCCACCACCAAGAAGCCACGAGUACCCACACCAAAACCAGCCACGCCUUCAACUGACUCCUCAACCACCACAACUCGCAGACCAACUAAGAAACCACGUACACCCCGACCAGUGCCCCGGGUCACUACCAAAGCUCCUAUCACCAGAUUGGAAACAGCUUCUCCCCCCACUCGCAUCCGCACUACCACCAGUGGGGUACCCCGGGGAGGAGAGCCCAACCAGGCCCCAGAGCGUAAGAACCACAUCGACAGGGUAGAUGCCUGGGUUGGCACCUACUUUGAGGUGAAGAUCCCACCAGACACUUUCUAUGAUAAGGAGGAUACCACUACUGACAAGUUAAAGCUGACCCUGAAGCUGCGGGAGCAGCAGCUGGUGGGUGAGAAGUCCUGGGUACAGUUCAACAGCAACAGCCAGCUCAUGUAUGGCCUGCCUGACAGCAGCCACGUGGGCAAGCAUGAGUAUUUCAUGCAUGCCACGGAUAAGGGAGGCCUGUCGGCUGUUGAUGCCUUUGAGAUCCAUGUCCACAGGCGCCCUCAAGGGGACAGGGCUCCUGCACGUUUCAAGGCCAAGUUUGUGGGUGACCCAGCACUGGUGGUGAAUGACAUUCACAAGAAGAUUGCCCUGGUGAAGAAGCUGGCCUUUGCCUUUGGGGACCGCAACUGCAGCACCAUCACCCUGCAGAAUAUCACCCGGGGCUCCAUCGUGGUGGAAUGGACCAACAACACAUUGCCCCUGGAGCCCUGCCCCAAGGAGCAGAUCACAGGGCUGAGCCAGAGGAUCGCUGAGGAUGAUGGGAAGCCUCGACCUGCCUUCUCCAAUGCCCUGGAGCCUGACUUCAAGACCAUGAGUGUUGCUGUGACUGGCUCGGGCAGCUGCCGGCAUCUGCAGUUUAUUCCCGUGGUGCCACCCAGGAGGAUGCCCUCAGAGGUGCCACCUACUGAGGCACCAGACAGGGACCCUGAGAAGAGCAGUGAGGAUGACGUCUACCUGCACACGGUCAUUCCGGCCGUGGUGGUUGCAGCCAUCCUGCUCAUUGCUGGCAUCAUUGCCAUGAUCUGCUACCGCAAAAAGCGGAAGGGCAAGCUCACCCUCGAGGACCAGGCCACCUUCAUCAAGAAAGGCGUGCCCAUCAUCUUUGCGGAUGAGCUAGAUGACUCCAAGCCCCCACCCUCCUCCAGUAUGCCGCUUAUCCUGCAGGAGGAGAAGGCCCCUCUGCCUCCUCCCGAGUACCCCAACCAGAGUGUGCCCGAGACCACUCCUCUGAACCAGGACACUGUGGGAGAGUACACCCCUCUGCGGGAUGAGGAUCCCAAUGCACCUCCCUACCAGCCCCCCCCGCCCUUCACAGCCCCCAUGGAGGGCAAGGGUUCCCGUCCCAAGAACAUGACCCCGUAUCGGUCGCCCCCUCCCUAUGUUCCCCCUUAACCCACAAGCGCCUGGGUGGAGGCAGGGAUAGGGCAGGGGCCUGGAGACAACACAGUGUUGUCCUUGGAGACCGGUGGCCUUUAGACCAUCAUCCACCGGAAGCUGACACCUGACCUAGCACACACUGACACACACGGGGCCUGGACAAGCCCGCCCUCUCUGGUCCUCCUAAACCCCAAAGCAGCUGGAGAGACUUUGGGGAGUUUUUUAUUUUUAUUUUUUGCCUAACAGCUUUUUGUUUGUUCAUAGAAAUUCUUUGCUGCGUCUUUGAUGGCUGGCUCUGAAAGCACGGUUUGGAGUAGAGAUGUAAAGGAGUGAGGAACCGUGAAUGAACUCGCAGGCAGUGCUGGGCAGUCUCCCAGCUCUCUGCGUUUUGCCUUUAACACUAACUGUACUGUUUUUUCUAUUCAUGUGUGUCUAGCUGCAGGAUGUAACAUGGAAAACAGUAGCUAAAGAUUAAAUUCAAAGGACUUUCAGAAAUUAAGGUUAAGUUUUUACAUUUAAUCUGCUGUUUACCUAAACUUGUAUGUAUAAUUUUUGGGUGGGAAUGGGGAAUUGCUUUGCUAAAAAUAAGCUCCCAGGGUAUUUCAAACUUAGAGAAGACCAAGGGACAGUAUUUUUUAUCAAAGGAAUCCUAUUUUUUCACACUACGUAAACUUGGUUGCUCUGAUACCCCAGAGCCUGAUUGGGGGCCUCCCAGCCCUGGCUAAGGGGCCAGGGCCCUGGUGCUGGAUUUGCUCACCAGCUGUUGUCAGGGGCUGGAAGCUGGAGGGGCCUCUGGGCUGUGGACACCCUCACCCCCACCCCAUGCACGCUAGUGGCCCAUUACCAGGGGUCUUCAUUUCCAUGGAAAAGGGACUCCAAGAGGCAGCGGUGGCCAUGGCCCCCAACCUAGCUGUUUGUGGGGGGGUGCCUGGGGAGGUCGAGGGACUCGACCACAUCAACCUGUUUUCUUUUUUAGUUCUCUUAUGUUUUUCCCCCCUUCUAAAAGGAAUAUCAUGUUUUGAAAUACUCAGUGGGGGGACCAUUUUGGUGAAGAUGCAAUAUUUUUACGUCAUGUGAUGCUCUUUCCUCACUUGACCUUGGCCACUUUGUCCCUACUGUCCACAGCCCACCCUGACCCACCCCACCCCUUUUCUCUGGCACCCCAGUCCCAGGUCAUGGGCCUGAAUGGCCAGAAGAGCUCUAGUGGCUGGGGAGGAGUGCCAACAGUAGUUAAUAGUAAAAAUCUGUGGGCUCUCAAAGCUAAUUUUUUACUAAAGUUUUUAUACAGCCACAAAUUGUUUUAUUAAAAAAAGAUUAAAAAUGGUGAUGCUUACAGCAGUUUGUACAAGCUCUUAGUGUUGAUUCCAUGGAACUGAUGGCUUUGCUGAUUUUGACACCCCCCCCGCCUUUUUUUUUCCUUAAUGGCUUAAAUUCCGGGAAUUACACAGGGGCUUCUUUUGCCUUUUUUUAGCAGAACAUCCGUCCAUCCAUCUGCAUCUCUGUCCCAUGACUCAGGGGCACCCACUCUGCUUCGGUUCUCCUCCUUUGGAAGAAACCCUUCUGAGCAUGACUUUAUUGACACAGUUUUAGUUUGGGUACCUUUUAGGGAGGAGGAAUGCCUUUUGCAAUAAUGUUUCCUUUCCCUGAUCAAGAGCAGGUGGGUGAACCUGGGCUCCCUUUGCACACCGAGCAGCCACUUUUAAGCCAUAUCGACAUUUUGCAGAGGAUUCAUAUGUGCUGCCUCAGGAGGGAAGGGCCGGCAAGAGGGCUGGGGGCCUUCACCCCACUGCUAUCGGGAGUGCAUUUCCUGUGCGCCUUCUCCUGCUGUGGUGGCCAGUCCCUUCUCCCUGCUGUGGUGCAGGUACUCUAGAGUGAGCAGUGCCCCUGUGGGGGGAGCCUUUAAAUGAGGGCUCAGAGGACCACUGGUGACUGGGCUUCAUGUCUCCAGUCUCUGGUCCAAGCCAGGAUUUCCCCAAUGCCCCAGAGUCAGGAGCACAAAUGGGUCUGGCCUGGUAAGAUUAUUUUUGAUGACCUCAUCAAAAAAUAAAUAAUUCCCAGUGUUCCAGGUGAGGGCUUUGAAAGGCCUUCUAAAUGGCUCCAUUGCCCCUAGCAACCCCACCAUUGGGCACUGCCAUGCAGAGACAUGACUGGCCCAGAAUGGCCUAUUGCCAUAGCAACUGGAGGCUAAGGGGCAGUGCACAGAAUAACAGCAACAAUGCCCUUGCAGGCAGUCUCCUCACCUGAGCACUGGGCUGGCGAUGGCCGCUGGACUCUGUGAGAUGGAGAGCCAAUCUCACAUUCAAGUGUUCACCAACCACUGAUGUGUUUUUAUUUCAUUCUAUAUGAUUUUAAGAUGUGUUUUCUGCAUUCUGUAAAGAAACAUAUCAAACUAAAUAAAAGCAGUGUCUUUAUUACAAU